GCCGUCUCUCGUGGCUUUCGGUUUCACAGUCCUGGCUGACCCUGGGCGGCCUCCUGUGAGGUCCUGAGAGACUGGUCCCAGCGGCCCGCUGCCUGAGUUGCGGAGCAGAGCAACGCGUUUGGUAAACUUGGUGUGCUGGGGGAGCACUGAUGCCGGAGAGGAUCGAAUCUUCUCCUAUGCUUGCAUACAGUUCGUUUAUAUGUUACAUUUUGGUGUACAAAGUCGUGUUAGGAGCCAUGGUGUUGUCAGGGACCCAGUGGCGGUCAACAGCCGUACCUUGUGCGCCCUCUCCUGGGCGGGAGUUAAUCCUUGCCCUCCCCCCCCCCCCCCCCACUUCCUUCGGGAGGACUGCUAGUUGCCUCCUGUCCUGUGAGACUGGCCCACUGCACCAUCACGGGUGCUGCUGCAACACUAUCUUGGUUUUGUGUGACUCUAGGUUUUGAGAUGUGUGGGUGAAUUAUUCUCGUGUUCCAACAGGUUGUUAGUGGCUAAGAGACAGGAUGGGGUGGAAUGGGUCUCUUACAAAGUCCAAGCGCUCUCUAAGCGAAGCAGACUGGCAGAAGAAACUGACCCCGGAACAGUUCUAUGUCACCAGAGAGAAAGGAACUGAAGCGCCUUUCAGUGGAAUGUAUUUGAACAACAAGGAGACAGGGAUGUACCAUUGUGUGUGCUGUGAUAGCCCACUCUUCAGUUCUGAGAAGAAGUACUGUUCUGGCACCGGCUGGCCUUCAUUUUCUGAGGCUUACGGCUCAAAAGGCUCAGAUGAAAGUCACACAGGGAUCCUGAGACGACUGGACACUUCCUUAGGAUGUCCUCGCAUGGAGGUGGUCUGCAAGCAGUGUGAAGCUCACCUUGGCCAUGUGUUUCCUGAUGGACCCAAGCCCACUGGCCAAAGGUUUUGCAUCAACAGUGUGGCCCUGAAGUUCAAACCCAGCAAGCCCUGACUGUUUGCAGGAGGCCUGUGUUUUGCCCUUCCUUGUGGAGCCUUGGUUCUGUAACUCGGAUGGAUGCCUUGCUUUAUGUACUGAAGGCUUAGGUGAAGGUUGUUACUGGCCACAGGGGAAUCACAGCUUCUUAGUCACCUGAAAGCAACUCAACCUGACUUCCGCUUGGGCCAUGGGAUUUCAAUUGGCUGCCAAGGCUUCGGGUGAGACCACAGGGUGGGACCUAGGCAGGAUUUCCACAGGUUCGUGGACUGACGAGGGUCCCUAAAGCCUCUGAAGGGAACCUGAGUUGCCCAUCUCCAUUCAUUUCUUCAUGGAUGUACACAGAUGAGGGCUCAGGGGGAAGAGAAAAGAGAUGGGCUGGAACAGAUGAGAGAUGAGAGAUCCCAGUGUUGAAGAGGAGGACAAAGUAGCCGAGCAUGGGACACACAUACCCAUGAUGAUAUAAUGGAUGAAACUUGUGGCUUCUUAUCCAAAACUCCACUGACUCAGCCUUACAACACACAGCUGGGAUCCAUGUGAAUUGAGUGAAUUUUAGCGACUACGACAAUGCUCUCCUUCUUUUCUUUGUUACAGCACUAAACUUCAAAUAUUAAAAUAAAAUAUUGAGAUCAAUAUUUA
Mus musculus (house mouse) is the source of this 1565-nucleotide messenger RNA. RefSeq names its product methionine sulfoxide reductase B2 (gene Msrb2). Gene Ontology annotation, cellular component: mitochondrion. Bases 501 to 944 code for a protein of 147 amino acids. NCBI's taxonomy places the organism in Eukaryota, Metazoa, Chordata, Mammalia, Rodentia, Muridae. Gene Ontology annotation, molecular function: peptide-methionine (R)-S-oxide reductase activity; L-methionine (R)-S-oxide reductase activity; oxidoreductase activity, acting on a sulfur group of donors, disulfide as acceptor. Gene Ontology annotation, biological process: response to oxidative stress; protein repair. The transcript has 5 exons. The record is from RefSeq and is a predicted model, not a curated record.